Molecule: messenger RNA, 786 nt
Organism: Solanum stenotomum
Lineage: Eukaryota; Viridiplantae; Streptophyta; Magnoliopsida; Solanales; Solanaceae
Product: enoyl-[acyl-carrier-protein] reductase, mitochondrial-like
Exons: 7
Coding region: 1-786 (261 amino acids)
Biological process (GO): fatty acid metabolic process
Cellular component (GO): mitochondrion
Molecular function (GO): trans-2-enoyl-CoA reductase (NADPH) activity
Source: RefSeq, a predicted model, not a curated record
AUGACCUUUAGGGUCAUUACAAUUCCACCGGUGGAGAUGAAUGAGAACGAGGUGUGCGUGAAAAUGCUUGCAGCUCCCAUCAAUCCCGCCGAUAUCAACAGAAUAGAGGGAGUGUAUCCGGUACUGCCAUCAACACCUGCAAUAGGGGGAUGGGAAGGUGUUGGAGAAAUACAUUAUGUGGGCUCUGUUGUUAUGGCUUUUUCCCCUGGAAAUUUGGUUAUCCAUGCAGCUUAUCUUUCAGGGACAUGGCAAACCUAUGUGGUAGAAGAUCACAGUUUAUGGUACAAAAUAGACAAAAACACUCCAAUUGAAUAUGCUGCCACUAUUUCUGUUAAUCCUUUGAGUGCCUUGAGAAUGCUUGAGGACUUUGUGGCUUUAAAAUCAGGGGACACAAUUGUUCAAAAUGGAGCUACAAGCAUAGUAGGGCAAUGUGUUAUUCAAUUAGCUCGAAUUCGUGGAAUUCAUAGCAUUAAUAUCAUAAGAGAUAAACCUGAAUCUGAUAAAAUUAAAGAAAAAUUAAUUAAACUUGGUGCUAAUAAAGUAUUUACUGAAAGUGAACUCGAAGUAAAAGGUGUCAAAAAUCUCCUGGGUGAUAUACCUAAACCUAGUUUGGGUUUGAAUUGUAUUGGUGGAAAUGCAGCUAAUAUGGUGGUAAAAUUCUUAAAGCAAGGUGGUACUAUGGUUACAUAUGGAGGGAUGUCAAAGAAGCCAAUUACCAUAUCUACUCCAUAUUGUAUAUUCAAGGAUAUUUCAUUGAAAGAAUAUCUGUUACAAGAAAAGAAUUAG